GCCAAUAGAAAUCAAACAGAAACGACUGGUCUUUUCUGCAUUUAUCGAAGAAGCUAUGUUAGCCCUGAUAUAAUUUUCCAACGAUAUUUGAUUAACGUUAUUAUUAGAAGUAUAUGUUGUGUUUCUAAAGGAUUGUUCUUAAGGUCUGCAUCAUGGGUGAACCACAGCAGGUCAGCGCCCUGCCUCCACCACCUAUGCAGUACAUUAAAGAGUACACAGAUGAAAAUAUCCGCAAGGGUCUGGUCCCAAAGCCGCCUCCACCCAUUAGAGACAGCUACAUGAUGUUUGGCAACCAGUUCCAGUGUGAUGACCUUAUCAUUCGACCUCUGGAGAGCCAAGGCAUCGAGAGGCUCCAUCCAAUGCAGUUUGACCACAAGCGGCAGCUCAAAAAACUAAACAUGUCAAUUCUUGUGAACUUUCUGGACUUGUUGGACAUUCUCAUCAAGAGUCCUGGCAGCAUAAAGCGUGAAGAGAAACUGGAGGACAUGAAGCUUUUGUUUGUUCACAUGCAUCAUCUUAUAAACGAGUACAGGCCACACCAAGCCAGAGAAACACUGAGGGUCAUGAUGGAGGUCCAGAAGAGGCAGAGACUGGAGACGGCAGAGAGGUUCCAGAAGCAUCUGGACAGGGUGGUGGAGAUGAUCCAGGGGUGCCUUGCAUCUCUACCUGAUGACUUACCCCAGUCGGAUGUAACAGACGGUGUGUGUGUUGGGACCAAGAGUGUGUCUGCUGGAUCUAGUUUUGGUUGUUCUUCUGGACAGGCCCCCAUUCUGAAAACCGAACCAAUGGAUGUAGAGGACACGGGCGCCAGCUGCAUGGCUGCAGAUGAUCAGGACAAGAAUGUCCCAAGUUCAAAAACAGACAAAACAUGGGACAAGGAUGCUGCCAUGUGUAGUAUAAUAGAUGAGAUAGCAUGAAGAUUUACAGCACAUGCAUGUUUUUACUUUUCACUCAGCAUGAAAUACUUUGUGUGGGAUAAAAAUACUAUUAUUUGUACAUGUUCUUUUCAAAUUCAACUAAAUGUACUUGUAAAUAUUUCCUUAGCGUUUAAAUCUUAUACAGAUCUUUGUGUUCACUGGGCUCAAUAAAUCCAUUUGAAACCGCAGCAGGAGUUUAGUGCCGUCACAAAAACGAUGAUCUAAUAUGGUUCCACAUAAACACAAAGUGCUUUUGUUAAGAAUUUGUUGCUAAUUCUGACGCUGUGGUUUGCUGAUUAUGCAUUAGCGGUAGAUGCGUAGAUCCUUUAGCUAGUCGGCAUAUCAAAGAGCUUGAUUCAUCAGAGACCUGAGUAAAAUUUAAUUAAGUCAUUCUGCCUUCUUUUAAAAUGUAAUGCAAUGUAGACAAGUUUAGGGUUGGGGUGUGCUGAAUUGAAAGGUGACAUUUGAUAGGUUUACGUCUGUCAGUCGUCUGUACAUGUGAUACUUUAUACAUACACUAUUUUUCCAAUAAAAAUUCAAAUAAAACC
Molecule: messenger RNA, 1465 nt
Organism: Nothobranchius furzeri (turquoise killifish)
Lineage: Eukaryota; Metazoa; Chordata; Actinopteri; Cyprinodontiformes; Nothobranchiidae
Gene: med7
Product: mediator complex subunit 7
Biological process (GO): regulation of transcription by RNA polymerase II
Cellular component (GO): mediator complex
Molecular function (GO): transcription coregulator activity
Source: RefSeq, a predicted model, not a curated record